GACCCAUCUGAGAGCGGGACACCUGCCUGCUGGCUUCUUGGUUUGCUGAUUAAUUGACUAGUUAGCUAACUCCUAGCUACCUAUUUACUUCCCUUUUUUCCCUCCUUUUUUCUCCCCUCCCUCUCUUCCUUCUUUUCUUAUCUCCUAACCUCUUUCUUCCCAGCCAUCCCUCUGCCCUCUCGGCUGCAGGAUUUUCUUUCUCCCUAACUAACCUACUUACAUCCUCACUUCCCUCCCGCUUCUACCCCUUUCUUGUCUAACGUCCGGCUUUUCCCUGAAAUUCCAGGCCGCCGGAUCUGGGGUCGCAGUGCCUGGGAUCAGAUUCUGGGUCUGUCGUUUAUUGUCUCUGUGACUUGACCAAGGCACUCCCUGCCUCCAUGCCUUGGUUUCCUCCUCUUCAAAACAGGGAUGGUGAUAGCUUUGAACCUGUGGGGUUGUGGGAACCAAGUGAGGCCAGGCUGGAACUUGGUGGGGCAGGUGGGUAAAUGAAUCCAUUGCAGUGAAGACGGGGCAACCAAAGAGACAGGCACAGGGAAAGGAGAGAGGGUUCCCGGGGCCAGGAGGUGAUCUGGCAAGGCUCCCAGGGAAGGCAAUCGAGAACAGAUAGCUAGGUUGGUUGUGGCAGGGGGUUGGUGUUCAAAAAGUUCAUGGAAAAUGCAUAUUAAAAAAAAACUACACUCAGAUUUCCAAAAAUUUUUGUACCGAAAUCAAUUUAUCUCUUCAUUCUGUGUCUCCACAAACUUCUUGAAGUACCUUUGUGGAAGUCCAGAAAUGAGGAGAGAAUUGGAACUAGGGAGAGAGAUUUGGGAGCUGUCAAGUAUCGCUGCUUAUGUCAUUAAACUGGUUGCGAUCGAUUAGGGAGUAAGUGUAGACAGAGCUUCAUGACCGCGCCUGCCGGCAGGCCAGUAGUUAAACAUAAAAGGAAGGGGCGGAUCCAGCAGAAGUGACAGAGGACGAGCAGCCAGGAGCCAGAAGGACACUGAAGCCAAGUGGGCAGAGUGAGUGCGUCAAAGAGGGAGUUGAGUAAGGUGAGGAUGAAGGACCCCUCCCUGGCCUUGGCUCAUGGAGACCUCCGGUCCGUUGUCUCGUUGGGGUGUUCGGAUGAAAGCCUGUUGGGAACAGGUUCAAGAGAGCCGAGGGGGAGGAGUGGAGACCCUGAGUCCAGACUGAGAAGGGGAAAUGAGACAGCAUGUGGACAAGGUGUAGGUCUACCCAAAGUGGCCUUAGGUGGGACGUUUAGGUCAUUUCUGUCACUAUUAUUUUGCUGUGAUAAAUGAUGCUGCCAAUUGAAAACCCCUUGUCAUUGAAAAGAAAUGUCCUUGUCUCGGGUGUGUGUUCUGUCAACACGACGUCCUGCCGAUCUGUGUAUUAGUUCAAUAUUUCCAUUUUUUCUUUUCAAAGAUAGAAGACUCUGAUCUGUUCCUAGCAUUUUCUUGGGACAACCCCCCCAGGUCCCUGGCAUUUCAGAGCCCACAGAGAACUCUUCCCUGACUAAUGCCCUCCGCCCUAGCUCCACGCGUCCCUCCCCUGUCAUGUCCUGUAGCCACACGGAAGAACCACAAGGGAAGGGCAGAGUUGGGCCAGCCGGCACUUGCCCACUGCUCGGGAGCUCCUGGGGAGUGGAAGGGCCCAUGAGUACCUGCUGACUGCUCUAGGCAGCAAGGCCCUCAGGAGCCAGGCUGCUCUGGGACCUGGUUUCUUACACAGCAGCAGAGCUCUGGGCCAACCAGGCACAAUGCACCAGAGCCCUUGAAGGGCCAGCAAGGAGAGGCCCAAAGAGCCAGGUGCCCAGGAGUAUUCAAAGUCCAAGACCAGCUGGACAGAGCCAGACACCUGGGCCUCAAAUUCUUCUUGAAACGUCUGCAGGUUCUUGGUGUCCAAGGGCUCUCAGCUUCAGGGGCUGAGGUCUCUGGGACCUCUUCUUCAGCCCCAGAUGGUCCCCAUGGGGCCUGGAUAGGCCUGGGGCAUCAUAGUUUCUUAUAGACAGGCCCCUACACACUUAUACAGCUGUGCAUACCGAGAAAUUCACUGAUGUACACCGAUAUGAGCAGACACAUGAUGCCAUACCUAUAGACAUGAUUACACAGUCAUACACAUAUUCCUAGACAACUAUAUUCAUCUUCAGACACACAGACACUCAUGUGUGCACACUGACACAUGCAUGUUAACAUACGUGAAAAUGCACACUUGCACCGACUACAUCCAUACACAUGCCACACACACUGAGCAGGGAUGCACACAGUUCCAGAGGCACAGACACAGAGAUAAAUAUACCAAUGGGGUCACGUGGACACACACGUGCAGUCAUCUCUACCCAGACUCAUACACACUGACACAAAUUCCUGAAAUACACAGCUGCAGACACAAAAACACUGAAGCACAUUGAGGCACAAAACACUUGCACACACACCCUGACUCACACAGUCACACACAUUCUAACAAGCCCCGAGGGUUUCCAGGGCUCUCCUCGGGCUGUUGCCCUCCCCUCUUAACCCCUCCCCCACAGGGUACCAAGGUUUUCACCCUCUCCUAAGCUCUGCUGGACCCCACGUGACACUGACCAGCCCCCUUGCUGCAGCGCUGGGAGAUCCGAGCUCUGUGCUGGGGCCAGGCUGGCACCAGGCAGACACUUCGGCCCUUGUUGGGAGAACAGAGAGCCUCUCUUGUCUACUGCCCGUCCUCAGCCCCGACUGCUGGUUCCCUCUGGAAACCUGUCUUCGGACUGCGCAGAGCCCACCUAAUCACAGCUACAGAAUGGCCUCUAGCCCCACCAGGACCCCCAACACACAGUCCGCAGGGGCCAGUGGGAACAUCAACCUGGGGCCUUCAGCCAACCCAAAUGCCCGGCCCACAGACUUCGACUUCCUCAAAGUCAUUGGCAAAGGGAGCUAUGGGAAGGUGCUGCUGGCCAAGCACAAGUCCGACGGGAUGUUCUACGCCGUGAAAGUGCUGCAGAAGAAGUCCAUCUUGAAGAACAAGGAGCAGGGUCACAUCAUGGCGGAGAGGAAUGUGCUACUGAAGAACGUGCGGCACCCCUUCCUCGUGGGCCUGCGCUACUCCUUCCAGACCACAGAGAAGCUCUACUUCGUGCUUGACUACGUCAACGGCGGAGAGCUCUUCUUCCACCUGCAGCGGGAGCGCCGGUUCCUGGAGCCCCGGGCAAGGUUCUACGCCGCAGAGGUGGCCAGCGCCAUUGGUUACCUGCACUCUCUCAACAUCAUUUACAGGGACCUGAAACCAGAGAACAUUCUCUUGGACUGCCAGGGACACGUGGUGCUGACGGAUUUUGGCCUCUGCAAGGAAUGUGUGGAGCCCGAGGAGACCACGUCCACGUUUUGUGGCACCCCCGAGUACCUGGCUCCCGAAGUGCUUCGUAAGGAGCCUUAUGAUCGGGCCGUGGACUGGUGGUGCCUGGGGGCAGUCCUCUACGAGAUGCUGCACGGCCUGCCGCCCUUCUACAGCCAAGACGUGUCCCAGAUGUAUGACAACAUUCUGCACCAGCCGCUGCAGAUCCCCGGGGGCCGGACCGUGGCUGCCUGCGACCUCCUGCAAGGCCUUCUCCACAAGGACCAGAGGCAGCGGCUGGGCUCCAAAGCAGACUUUCUCGAGAUAAAGAACCAUGUAUUCUUCAGCCCCAUAAACUGGGAUGACUUGUACCACAAGAGGCUGACUCCACCCUUCAACCCCAACGUGGCAGGACCUGCUGACCUGAAACACUUUGACCCAGAGUUCACCCAGGAAGCCGUGUCCAAGUCCAUCGGCUGCACCCCUGACAGUGUAGCCAGCAGCUCCGGGACCUCAAGUGCAUUCCUGGGAUUUUCCUACGCGCCAGAGGACGAUGACAUCUUGGACUCCUAAAGAGAUGCUCCUGUGAAACCGCGGAGGCCAGCUGGAACCAGCAAGGAAUGGCUCAGAGAAGCAGCGGCUUCCAGGAGACACAGGCUUAUGUAGAAUAGCGUCAGGCGGCCCAGGGCUGGUGAGAGGUCAUCGAGUGCUCAGAGGUUUUCCGUAUUUCUACCCUGCCCGCCUGGGCAAACGGCUUCCUGUUUUAGGGUUGCUACACUACCACUCGAAGGUUCCUGGGGCUCCAGCUUCCAGUUUCGUGUUCUGGGUGGGAAAAGGAAGAAAGGUGGGGGGAGGAGGGGAAGCAAAAAGGCGCCCUGAAAGCCCUUCCCAGAAGCCUUCCCUCCCCCAGUGACUUCUGUGGACAUUCCUUAGGUACCCAGUCCUACUGGGCUGGAGGCUGGCGAUGUGGCUUACUAGCUGGACACAUGGCUCUGCCUAGUACCAAGGGGGCUCUGAAAUUGCGAGAGGAGGGAGAGUUGGGUAGGCAACCAGCACUCUCCACCAGUGUUCUGGGUUUGACCUCAACGCCUAAAAUGAUGGAGAUGGGACGGACCUAGAGGGGGUUACCUGACAGCUUGUACUGCUCCGUGUUGCUGGUGUCUUUCCUGUGGGUAGUACUGGGAUUUGUUGUUGGGUUUGGCCGCCUGGCAUCUGAAUCCUUUCCUAAAUUCAGGGAGUCCCUGACCUCAUGACCCUUGAUGAGGGGCAGUAACUACCUCCACUUCAAACAGCCGAGAAGCUGGAGACUGACCUUCGCAGCCUCCAUGAGCCAGGGCCAGGCUCGGGGCCCAGGGAUGCACCUGUGCGGAGCGUGGACUCAAAGGACGGACGGGGAAGCUCUUCCCUGUGGUAGCUGUGGUGACAGCACCCACAAAACCGAGUUCCUGGCAUGGACGUGACAACAGGGGCAGCACCAGCAGUGGUUUCCUCCACCCACCAGAGCCGCAGCGUCAUUGCUCAAAGCCUCCAGCCUCAUUCUCAGGCUUUCCCUGUGAUUUUUUUGAGCACUUCUGAUCUCUUUAACACACUCCUUUUCUUGCUUGAUCGACCAAGGUCGGCUUCCGAGCACCUGCCUGUCCUGCACCAGUGUCUGGGCUAGCUUCUUUCAUGUCUGUUACCAGAUUUCAUGUAAACAAUCUUAAGGUAGAAAUUAUUCUUUUUUUUUUUUUUUAACCAAUGGAGAAAUAAUCAGAAAAGUUACUCCUUGCCUGUGGUUACAGAGCUGGUAAGGACACAGC
This is a messenger RNA of Oryctolagus cuniculus (rabbit), 5084 nucleotides long. The record is from RefSeq and is a predicted model, not a curated record. NCBI's taxonomy places the organism in Eukaryota, Metazoa, Chordata, Mammalia, Lagomorpha, Leporidae.